Acanthoscelides obtectus is the source of this 910-nucleotide messenger RNA. NCBI's taxonomy places the organism in Eukaryota, Metazoa, Arthropoda, Insecta, Coleoptera, Chrysomelidae. The record is from the annotation of a GenBank genome assembly.
GAAGCUGUUAGUCAAAUGAUUUGCUAUAACCAAAAGUUAUAAUCUCCGAAGAAAUUCGGUUCAAGAAAACGUCUUCAUCAAUAUGUACAGUUAAGCGGAACGGGCUGAAGAAUAAUAAUGAUUAAACAUUAUGAUAAAGAACAGUUAUGUUGCGUCUGUUAAGCCGUUGGAACAUCGGAUUCCUUUUCAGUCGCCAAUACUGUUUUGCAGAGAAGACCAAAAUGAGUAGACUAUUUACAUCGUGUUUAUCUCUGUUUUCUUUAUCUCUGGCCACCGCAGUAGCAGCCGCAACAUUUUAUGGAAACGAUGUAGACACCGGAGUAUCACCAAGCCUCUUCAAUCUCAUCGACAUCCCAUUCCUCGGAAAUCUGUUCCGGAGACAAUGCCCACUAUGCGAUUCAUCCGUUUACAGUUACUGCUCAGAAAAGUUAUUGCAUGAUUCCUGCUGUUGCCGGAAUACCAAUAACCCAUAUGCUGUUGUACCCCACCAAUGUUAUUAUGCAGAUUGCAGUUUCCUCCACGCGAACAGCUGCUCAGAACACAAACUCAUCUCUGCUUGCUGCUGUACGGGCCGAUGACUCUUUGUCAUCUAAAUGACAACUACACGCCCGUUGUAAAUAUGUUGGAUUAUUUAUUAUUUAAUUCUAUUGGAGGUUGAGUGAAAUAAACAUAUAACUACCAGAAAUAGUAUUUAUUCCCACACCAAACACCAAACCUAUAUCAUUACUGUUCCAAUCGCCAAUACACUGAAAACCAGAUUUAUCUGGCGGUUUGAGUUCAAUGUGUACGAAAAUAUAUAGCAAAUAUAAAAAAAUCCCAAAUGCUUAAAAAUUUUGAGAUUUGCCGAAAAUUGUCUAAAAUAAUGUAGAAAUUAAUAUUAUGUAAUUAGGAUAAGUAGCUAGUAGAAGGU